This is a messenger RNA of Epinephelus lanceolatus (giant grouper), 1058 nucleotides long. Its product is annotated as small ribosomal subunit protein eS19. Gene Ontology annotation, biological process: ribosomal small subunit assembly; translation. Gene Ontology annotation, molecular function: RNA binding; structural constituent of ribosome. Gene Ontology annotation, cellular component: cytosolic small ribosomal subunit; ribosome. Lineage: Eukaryota; Metazoa; Chordata; Actinopteri; Perciformes; Serranidae. The record is from RefSeq and is a predicted model, not a curated record.
CCCUCCCUCACUCCUCAGCAUCCUUCCCUCAGCCGCAUUAGCUACCAUCGGCUAAACUGGGCUAAAUUCCAUCCCAAACCCGACCAACCACCUGGCUGUCGGCUGUGUGCGUUAGGGUGUAUGAAAAAUGCCCAGUGUCACGGUGAAAGAUGUCAACCAGCAGGAGUUUGUGAGGGCUUUGUCGGCUUUCCUCAAAAAAUCUGGCAAACUGAAGGUUCCAGAGUGGGUUGACACUGUGAAGCUUGCCAGGCACAAGGAGCUGGCUCCCUGCGAUGACAACUGGUUUUACACCAGAGCAGCAUCCACAGCUCGUCACCUGUACCUGCGAGGAGGGGUCGGCGUGGGCUCCAUGAUCAAGAUCUACGGAGGGCGUCAGAGGAAUGGUGUGUGCCCCGCCCACUUCAGUGUGGGCUCUAGAAACGUGGCGAGGAAGGUCCUCCAAGCUCUGGAAGGCCUCAAGAUGGUGGAGAAGGACCCCAACGGUGGACGGAGACUUACCCCUCAGGGUCAGAGAGAUUUGGAUAGGAUCGCUGGUCAGGUUGCCUCAGCAAACAAGAAGCAGCGAAGUUUACAAAGCGCCAUCUGAGCCAUCUGAGGAGUGCAUGUAAAGAAUCCAGACAAGUAAUGCAGUUAUGCCUUACUGCUUAUUUACUCAAGUUUGCUUGUCUCCCAUAUCACUGCAGUGUCAUCCAGAGUACAAAAGGCAUUUCAUAGAGAUGCAUGUCUCUAUAGUACAAUAGAUUCAAUGUUAUACAUGGAUGUUGUGCAGAAGUUUUAGGUCUGUUUUUUGUUUGAAUUUAAAGACAGCAGUGGCCUUGUGACAGCACAGAAUGAAUCACUGAGAAUACAAUAUUACCAAACACAAGCAUGUUAAUAUUGUUUUGACAACUGUGAAACUCAAUGUAGAAUAAAAAGACAGUCAGUGGAUGCUGAUGUAUAUUUUUUAUUAAUUCAUCCACUUCUCCAGAUUAUCAUGCCAAAACAUGUUAUUCAUGAGAUGUAUAUGAAUGAAACAAUAAUACAGAGGGCGUUUCAAAUAAACUGAAUAUGAACGCUGA